AUAGCUGUGGAGAGGCGUAAAGUAAUCAGGUAAAGGAGACCAGAAAACAGCAAUGAUGUUAGAGCUUCAGGUUAAAACGGAUGUGAGCAUAUAUAAUUGUUGUUACAGUUUGGAUUUUUGUUAUUCUUCUGUCAUCUGCGCAGAUUAUGGACACUAAUUCUUCCACUCUGAGAGUUGGAGUUGUAGGAUAUGGACACCUAGGGAAGUUCCUGGUGGACAAACUCCUUGAAGCUGGAGCUGGUCUUGGUUUGGUUCUGGGCUUUGUCUGGAACCGGAAUCCCAACAAGCUCGUGGGUUCAGUCCCUGCUGAGCUGAUACUAGAAGACCUGUCGUCCUUCGCAAAGAGGCGCUGUGAUGUGAUUGUAGAGGUGUGUCAUCCACAGAUUGUGAGAGAUUUUGGACUCAAAUUUCUCUCUGAGGCUCACUUCAUGGUGGGCUCUCCGUCUUCCCUUUCUGAUCCUGAUCUGAACCAGAAACUGCGGCAGGCAUCUCUACAACAUGGCAGGACGCUUUAUGUCCCCAGUGGUGCAUUAUGGGGAGGCCAGGACAUCCAAAGAAUGAACGAUAGUGGGACAUUGAAGGCUUUGUUCAUAAGAAUGUCCAAGCAUCCGUCGUGCUUUCGACUGACAGGAGACGUCCUCAGUGACUGGACAGAAGGAGAGGGCAGGCGGGUUUUGUUCAGAGGCUCAGUGGCAGACCUGUGUCCUCUUGCUCCCAACAACGUCAACACCAUGGCGGCAGCAGCCGUGGCGGCAGGAAAGCUCGGCUUUACAGGUGUUCAGGGAGAGAUCGUGUCAGACACAGCGCUGAAAGACUUUCAUGUGGUGGAGGUGGAGGCGACGGGGCCUGAUGGGUUCUCAGUGCACACAGUGAGGAGGAAUCCAGCCAAACUCGGCGCCGUGACCGGCAGCGCAACAUACAACUCCUUCUGGAACAGCUUACUCAUUUGCAGAGGUCACGGCGGCAGAGUUUACUUGUGCUGACCCAGGGAGGAUUACCUGCAAUGUAGGAGGAAGAUCCCCGACCAAAGUCCAGAUAAAUUAAAGAGCUCAGGAUGGAUACGCUGCAUGUAUGGUUGGAUCUCUACAUUAGUGCGUUGCUUGGCUUCGUAAACUUGCCGACCUUUCAACGUGUCUCAUUGAACCGAAUGCUCGGAAUAAAACAAAAGACAGAAAUCAUGUGUAAAAUACUAACAUAUAGAGCUUUCAAUUUUAUUUUACUGGAGCAAACAAUAUAACUCAUACUGAGGAGAGACAGUGACGGGACACAUCUGGUAAAACCAACAUCCGACAUUCAUUUUGCUUCCCACACAGAGCGCAAUUCUUCUUCCCUUCUUUCCUCUUUUGUUGAACAAGAUAAGCUACCUCCACACAAGUGCAUAUGUUGUCAGGUAAAUGGAUGUGACAUGUGGCUGAUCAGUAUCCCUAAUUAUUAGAAAACUGAUACAAUAAGGCAAAAAAAAAAAAAAA
Poecilia latipinna (sailfin molly) is the source of this 1469-nucleotide messenger RNA. RefSeq names its product aspartate dehydrogenase domain containing (gene aspdh). The coding region runs from base 147 to 983 and encodes 278 amino acids. Lineage: Eukaryota; Metazoa; Chordata; Actinopteri; Cyprinodontiformes; Poeciliidae. Gene Ontology annotation, molecular function: NADP binding; L-aspartate dehydrogenase [NAD(P)+] activity. The record is from RefSeq and is a predicted model, not a curated record. Gene Ontology annotation, biological process: NAD+ biosynthetic process. The transcript has 7 exons.